CUCAGUGUGUGUGUUGGAGGGGAGAGAAACACAGACAACCUCUGACACACAACUCAGAGGCUGCAAACUAUUUGCUCGAGCUCAGUGGAGCGCGCGAGGACGAGAGCAGAACUAAUGGACAUACUUUCCUCCAAAGCCAUGAAGAAGCCAGGGACGUUGCGCUGCAGCGUAAAGCUGUUUGUCCUGUGCCACGGCCUCCUGCAGCUCUCCCAGCUGCUGUACAGCGCCUGCUUCAAGAGCACAAUCAGCACAAUCGAGAGACGCUACGGCCUCAGCAGCUACUCCUCGGGAACCAUUUCCUCACUCCACGAGGUCAGCAACAGUGUGCUGAUUGUGUUCGUGAGCUACUUUGGGAACCGCGUCCACCGUCCUCGCCUCAUUGGCAUCGGCGGACUGCUGAUGGCCGUCAGCGCCCUGAUCCUGACCUUACCUCACUUCUUAUCGCAGCCCUACGACUACGACUCCGUUUUACACAAUCACCACGACAUCUGCAACGUGCAGAGGAACUCGAGCGGCCUGGAGUCCUGCGGCCGCGACGAGACCCGGCGCCUGGCCGACACCAGCAACCUGUGGGUGUUCAUGGCCAGCGCUCAGCUGCUCUUCGGCGUGGGCUCUGUGCCCAUCCAGCCGUUUGGGAUUUCCUACAUAGAUGAUUUCGCUGGGCCUGCCAACUCCCCUCUUUACAUAGCCAUCCUGUUCGCGGUAUCUAUAUUCGGGCCUGCCAUCGGCUACGUGCUGGGCUCGGUCAUGCUGCGGAUCUACGUGGACGUGGACAAAAUAGGUUUUGGAACUGAACUCGAGCUGACCCCGAGCGAUCCCCGCUGGGUGGGGGCCUGGUGGAUGGGCCUGCUCAUCACCUCCGCCUGCCUGCUUCUCACCUCCAUCCCCUACUUCUUCUUCCCUCGCAGAUUGCCUUCAGGAGACAAUGUGAUUCGGAGUGAAACGGACACGAGUGAUGACUUCAAGAAGCCAGAUGUCUCCUUACUGGAUUUCCUGAAAAUGUUUCCCAGAAUGUUUGUCCACCUCCUGUUGAGCCCUCUCUUCCUGAUGCUGGUCCUGGCCCAGUGCUGCUUCUCCUCUGUAAUUGCGGGCCUCGCUACGUUCCUCAACAAGUUUCUGGAGCGGCAGUACAGCACGUCGGCCGCCUACAGCAGCCUGCUGGUUGGUGCUGUGAAUCUGCCAGCUGUCGCGGUGGGGAUGCUGAUGGGCGGGGUCAUCAUGAAGAAGGCCGGCCUGUCCCUGAAGACCAUCCCGCGCUUCUCCGUCGCCAUGCUGACCGUGUCCACCCUCCUCUUCAUCCCUCUCUUCUUCAUGGGCUGUCCCACACAGAAAGUCUCCGAGGUCAAUCAUUACCAGAUCGGACAGUAUGGGUCUCUUUCUCUGUGCUACUCCAACUGCUCCUGCCCCGCCAGUGCCUUCAACCCAGUGUGUGGCUCUGAUGGAAUCGAGUAUAUUUCUCCUUGCCAUGCGGGCUGCACCAACUUCACCAAAGUCCCUAACAACACCUACAGGGUUCAGCUGUACACCAACUGCAGGUGUAUAUCCGGGAGCCAGAGUGAUGCCCGCCCAGCUCCCUGUCCCAACACCUGUCCACACCUUCUCCUCCCCGUCAUUCUGGUCAUCUCCCUGGCCUCACUGAUCGCCUGCCUCACUCACAACCCCAUGUACAUGAUGGUGCUCAGAUGUGUUCCCUCUGAAGAAAAGUCAUUUGCAAUAGGAAUUCAAUUUUUACUCAUGAGAAUAUUAGCCUGGCUGCCCGCCCCCGCUCUCUUCGGGACGGCCAUCGACACGUCGUGCAUCUGGUGGAGACGCGUGUGCGGAAAGAAAUUCAACUGUGGUUACUACGACAACAACAUCUUGAGGAACCGGUUCCUGGGCUUACAGGUGGGUUACAAGGUCAUGGGUAUCGCCCUACUGAUGAUGCUGGGGUGGAAGGCCAAGCGGACCCAGGAGUACAGUCUGGAGAAGAGGCCCGAGGGACCCCUCUGAACUGAGCUCCGAGCCUCUGCGUCUCCUGAAGUUCGGUUGUGGUGGGUAAACAUGCCCGACAACAGUGUUGCAGAGCGAAGCUGCGUCAGCGGGAGGAAGCCUCGGCCCAGGCACGCCUGCACCCACCUCAAUUUCUGGAGGCCCGCUUCCUCACCUGGUGCUUUACUGGCUGGAGUUGAGAUGCAACGUUUUUGGACGCUUUAAAGCUUCUGAUUGGAUUUACUCUGACACACCCACUUAUUCCAAGUUAGAAGAGGAUGGCUAAAACAGCCCUCUUGUGUGGUACCUCACAAUAUAUAUUUGUUUACAUACAUCAAGGACCGUGAUGAGGGUUCAAACAACACGAACAUCUCUUUGUCUAUUACUUGUUCCUAUAAGGUAGGAAUCUGUUCAGGUUUCUAUUUCCAAUGGAACAUAUUCUGUAACUAAUUAAAUGUAUUAGCUUAAUAUUUAAGUUUAUCUUUUUAUAGAUGUUUGUCUCGAACACAGAGACAUCGGUAAUAACUACAAUAUUAAUUUCAUAUACGAUGAUGACAUAACAGUUGAUUUGAAUUGCAAUGCUAAUUAAUUUUCGGAUAUCAAGAACAUACACUGUUGCUUGUAAAUGUAAUUACCUGAACACAUUAUGCUAGCUGCUAGUGUGGUUAUGUAUUAGUUACAGUGGAGUGCAUACAUGUGUAAGCAUUACUGGCUAAUAAACAGUACAAAUAGCCAA
Pseudoliparis swirei is the source of this 2704-nucleotide messenger RNA. It is a transcript of the gene slco2a1, whose product is annotated as solute carrier organic anion transporter family, member 2A1. The coding region runs from base 115 to 1989 and encodes 624 amino acids. Gene Ontology annotation, cellular component: membrane. The transcript has 14 exons. Gene Ontology annotation, molecular function: prostaglandin transmembrane transporter activity; protein binding. Gene Ontology annotation, biological process: prostaglandin transport; sodium-independent organic anion transport; transmembrane transport. The record is from RefSeq and is a predicted model, not a curated record. Lineage: Eukaryota; Metazoa; Chordata; Actinopteri; Perciformes; Liparidae.